This is a messenger RNA of Sardina pilchardus (European sardine), 3982 nucleotides long. RefSeq names its product myelin transcription factor 1-like, b (gene myt1lb). Gene Ontology annotation, molecular function: zinc ion binding; DNA-binding transcription factor activity, RNA polymerase II-specific; RNA polymerase II cis-regulatory region sequence-specific DNA binding. Gene Ontology annotation, biological process: regulation of transcription by RNA polymerase II. Gene Ontology annotation, cellular component: nucleus. The transcript is spliced from 22 exons. Lineage: Eukaryota; Metazoa; Chordata; Actinopteri; Clupeiformes; Clupeidae. The record is from RefSeq and is a predicted model, not a curated record.
AUGGAGGUGGAUGUGCCAGACGAGAAGCGCCAUCGCACCCGUUCCAAAGUGCCCGUGGAACCAGCCAUACAAGAGCUGUUCAGCUGCCCAACACCGGGUUGUGACGGGAGUGGGCACGUCAGUGGAAAAUAUGCAAGACACCGAAGUGUGUACGGCUGCCCGCUGGCCAAGAAGAGGAAAUCGCAUGACAGGCAGCCUCAGGAGCCCGCCCCCAAGAGGAAGGCCUUCCUCACGCACUUAGACAACUCCUCCAUGGAGGAGUGCUACGAGACCGACGGCACCGAGGACAUGGAGGAGCGGGUGGAGGAUGAGGAGGACAAUGAGGAGGACGGCAACGAGGAAGAGGAGGAGGAAGAGGAGGAGGAGGUCUACUCGGAGGACAAUGAGGAGCACGUGGAGCAGGAGGACGGCGAGGUGGAGAGAGGAGAGGAAGAGGAGGAAGGAGAGGAGGAAGAGGAGGUCGAGCAGGAGGAGGAGUGCAUAGAGGAAGAGGAGGGUGAGGAGGAAGAGGAGGAGGACGAUGAGGAGGAAGAUGACGAGGAAGAUGACGAAUAUGAGCAUAAUAGCCAAGAUUCAGGUGAGUAGGAGGAUCAUUUGAGCAAUGGCUACGCCAAGUCUGGCCCGCCGGGGGAGAAGGACGACAACAACAACGACGAGUACGAGAACUAUGACGAGCUGGUGGCCAAGUCGCUGCUGAACCUGGGCAAGAUCGCCGAGGACGCCGCCAACCGGGCCAUGACCGAGUCCGAGAUGAACAGCAACUCGUCCAACAGCGCCGAGGAGGAGGAGGACGAGGAGGAUGAAGAGGAGGAAGACUAUGAAGAGGAGGAGGAGGAAUACGACGAGAACGAGGGAGGCCCCAGGAAAGGGGAGCUGAGUCUGGAUGUGGACAGCGAUGUGGUGCGGGAGACGGUGGACUCUCUCAAGCUGCUGGCGCAAGGACACGGGGCAGUGCUGUCCAACAACCUGGACGAGGGGGCCUUCGACGAAGAAGGGGGUCUGGAGAACGGGGACGGCUGCCCGACCAGCAACGGCCAGCCGGUGGAGGAGAGCGACGAGGACGUGUGCCUGAGCAGCCUGGAGUGCCUGCGCAACCAGUGCUUCGACCUGGCGCGCAAGCUGAGCGAGUCGCAGAACUCCGACCGCUCCACCACGCUGGCCCAGCAGACGCUGCAGACGCUGCAGCACCAGCAGCAGCAGCAGCACCACCUGGACAGCCAGUCGCACCACGGCUACGGCGACUGCCAGCAGCAGCAGCAGCCCAGCCCCGAGGAGCGCCGCGCGCUGGAGCGCAACUACUCGGACAUGGUCAACCUGAUGAAGCUGGAGGAGCAGCUGAGCCCGCACUCCAAGGCCUUCGCCAGCUGCGCGCGCGAGCGCCACGACGCCUUCUUCGACCGCGACGAGGACACCACGUCCAUCGCGUCCGACCGCUCCGAGGAGGUGUUCGACAUGACCAAGGGCAACCUGUCGCUGCUGGAGAAGGCCAUCGCGCUCGAGUCGGAGCGCGCCAAGGCCAUGCGCGACAAGAUGGCCCUGGACUCGGCGCGGCGGGGCGGCAUGCGGAUGCACGACGACCACCACGGGCAUCGCCACGGCCACGGCCACGGGCACAGCUACGGAGAGGACCGCAAGCCGCGGAUGCAUCACGACGGCAUGAAGAAACCCUACUACCCGAAAGAUUCCUCCCGCUCAGACAAGAAGGAGAGCCGGUGCCCGACGCCAGGGUGCGAUGGGACGGGUCACGUGACUGGUCUCUACCCCCAUCACCGGAGCCUGUCGGGGUGUCCUCACAAAGACAGGGUGCCCCCAGAAAUUCUUGCAAUGUAUGAGAAUGUUCUUAAGUGUCCUACGCCCGGCUGCACAGGACGCGGCCAUGUCAAUAGCAACAGGAACUCCCACAGAAGCCUCUCGGGGUGCCCCAUUGCAGCGGCAGAGAAGCUGGCCAAAGCCCACGAGAAGCACCAGUCAUGCGACGGAAGCAAGUCUAACCAAGGCUCCGAUAGGGUGCUGAGGCCGAUGUGCUUUGUGAAGCAGCUGGAGAUCCCUCAGUACGGACACAACGUGCCCACCACCACCCCGCGCUCCAACCUGGCCAAAGAGCUGGAGAAGUACUCCAAGACCAGCUUCGACUACAACAACUACGACAGCCACGGAGUGUACGGAAAACGGGCCAUCGCACCCAAGGUCCACGGUCGAGACACGUCCCCCAAAGGAUACGAUGCCAAGCGCUACUGCAAGACCUCCAGUUCGGCGAGCAGCACAGCCAGCAGCUACGCGCCCAGCAGCAGCGGCAGCAGCCUGAGCUGCGGCGGAGGAGGCGGCGGAGGAGGAGGUGGAGGAGGAGGUGGAGGAGGAGGCGGCGGGGGCAGCAGCGCCAGCAGCACCUGCAGCAAGAGCAGCUUCGACUACACGCACGACAUGGAGGCGGCGCACAUGGCCGCCACCGCCAUCCUCAACCUGUCCACGCGCUGCCGCGAGCUGCCCCAGAGCCUGGGCGCGGGCAAACCCCAGGAGCUCUGCCCACGGGUACGUCUCCCAGACGACACACCGCACCAUCCGCGGGGGAGGGGGGGGGGGGGGGGGCUGGGCUGGUGCCAGGGGGGCUGUGCCGUGCUCACGCCGCUGGAGCCCAUGUCACCCCGCCGCCAGGCCCUGCUCGGCGGCCACUGCUACCCCCUGGGCCAGGCCGACUGCUGGGAGCCGCACGUCGACUACGCCAAGAUCAAAUGCAUCGACGAGGACGACCCCAAAGAGCCCGAUGACCUGGACCCCUUCCAGGACAUUCUGGACGAGAGUCCCUAUGCCGGCGAUGUCAACAUCCCGAGUCCCAAGCCCAAGUUCGCCCCCUGCAAAGAAAGCAAAAAGGACCUGAUAACUCUUUCAGGUUGUCCUUUAGCUGACAAAAGCAUUCGAAGCAUGAUGGCCACCAACUCACAAGAACUCAAGUGCCCGACUCCGGGCUGCGAUGGCUCGGGACAUAUUACUGGGAACUACGCCUCCCACAGAAGUCUAUCGGGAUGUCCCCGGGCACGGAAGAGUGGCAUUAAGAUAACACACAGCAAAGAAGACAAAGAGGACCAGGAGCCAAUCAGGUGUCCGGUACCUGGCUGUGACGGGCAGGGUCACGUGACGGGGAAGUAUGCGUCGCACCGCAGCGCUUCGGGAUGCCCGCUGGCCGCCAAGCGGCAGAAGGACGGCUACAUGAACGGCUCGCAGUUCACGUGGAAGGCCGGGAAGACGGACGGCAUGUCCUGCCCCACCCCUGGGUGUGACGGCUCGGGGCACGUGAGCGGCAGCUUCCUGACACACCGCAGUCUCUCGGGAUGUCCCCGCGCCACGUCGGCCAUGAAGAAAGCCAGGCUGUCAGGGGUGGAGAUGCUAACGCUAAAGCAGCGGCCCAGCAACGGACUAGAGAAUGAUGAGGAGAUAAAACAGCUGGAUGAAGAAAUCAAAGAUUUAAGUGAAUCGAAUUCACAGGUGGAGGCAGAUAUGAUCAAACUCCGAACACAGAUUACCACAAUGGAGACUAAUCUGAAGUCGAUAGAGGAAGAAAACAAGGUGAUUGAACAGCAAAAUGAAUCUCUCCUGCAUGAGCUGGCCAACCUGAGCCAGUCACUGAUUAACAGUUUAGCUAAUAUCCAGCUCCCUGAUAUGAAACCGCUGCAACACAAAGAGGCACCCAUUAGAAAUAACAGCUGCUUACAGUUGCACCAGAGAGAGCCAAUCAGCGAGCAAAAUUUUGAUGCGUAUGUGACCACACUGACAGAUAUGUACACAAAUCAAGAUCAAUACCAGAGUCCAGAAAAUAAAGCCCUGUUGGAAAAUAUCAAGCAAGCGGUACAAGGAAUACAAGUGUAGCCAUCCAUCAAGUGGAAGGCAUGUUCUCAUAAAAAAAAGUUGAGGAAAAAGACACUAACAAAAAAAGAAAAGAAAAACAACAAAAAAGUAAAACAGGAUGCCUCAUGGUUUGUUGCUGUAA